UCGAGUCCUAAACAUGAAGAUCCUCGUUGCAUUCGCAUUGAUAGGUUUGGUGGCCGGAAAGGCAGUCAUAGACUCCCCUGUGGAGCUCGACUACCAUGGAAAGAUCGGCAUUCCUGUCGCAGCUCGCCUCAAGGCGGCUGAGGAGGCGCAGGACUUCGAUGGAUCCAGGAUUGUAGGAGGAUCACCGUCGGCUGUGGGACAGCAUCCGUACAUCGGCGGCUUAGUAAUCACCCUAACAACCGGCCAGACCUCCGUCUGCACGUCCUCACUUCUCUCCGCCACCCGCUCCAUCACCGCCGCCCAUUGCUGGAGCACCCUGACCCACCGAGCCGCGUCCUUCACCGUGGUCCUUGGCUCUAAUCUGCUUUUCACCGGUGGCACCAGGGUCACCACCAGCGAUGUGGAGACGCACAGCAGCUGGAAUGGUCUUUUGCCAGUGAAUGAUGUUGCGAUCAUUAGGUUCCCUGCGAUUUCUUUAACUAACGUCAUCCAGCCCAUUGCGAUCGCCACCGGCAGCGACAGCUUCAUUGGUAGCACUGCCAUUGCUGCUGGCUUCGGUCUCACCAGUGAUGGUGGCGCGAUCACAACGAACCAGUUCCUCUCGCACGUGGCCGUCACAGUGGUGGAAAACUCCGUAUGCACGGCUGUAUACUCCAUCCUGAACGUGCGCACAUCCACGCUCUGCACUUCUACCACUGGUGGCCGAGGGACUUGCGGUGGUGACUCAGGCGGUCCUCUAGUCGUUGACAACCAGCUGGUCGGUAUAACCUCCUUCGGGCACCGCGACGGCUGCGAGGUCGGCUACCCCGCGGGCUUCAUGCGCGUGACCUCUUUCGCUGACUGGAUCCAGGCUCGAUUGUAAACAUAAAUGGCGUAAUAUUCUUAAUAUACCCAUUACAACAUA
Molecule: messenger RNA, 904 nt
Organism: Cydia strobilella
Lineage: Eukaryota; Metazoa; Arthropoda; Insecta; Lepidoptera; Tortricidae
Product: brachyurin-like
Exons: 5
Coding region: 14-862 (282 amino acids)
Biological process (GO): proteolysis
Molecular function (GO): serine-type endopeptidase activity
Source: RefSeq, a predicted model, not a curated record